UUCUCAAAAAGUCACCUCAAUUCACUAUCAUUUUUCAAUUAAAAAACGGUUAACAAAAACAAUCGUUACCCAAGAACAUGUGAAUAUAAUUGAAAUACUUUACCCCAACACCCAACUUGAACAAACGACAAAAAAAUUUCCAUUUCUUUCCCUUCAAGUUUCCCAUUUCUCUCCACAAAAUCUUUUCGUCGUUUAUUUCUUCAAAAACAUUCCUCCCACCUAAUCAUGCUCGUCACUGAAACUUAAACCCUAACCGUUUUCACUUCACUCUACUAUGGACGCGCGUCGAGGCUCACGCGCCGUCGUAGACCCUAAAAUUCGCAUGGUCGGUUUCUUCACUCCUCCCGCUCCGGUUCAAUUCGAGUUCUCUCCUUCCGCCAAUUCUCUCUCUCCGGUCAUGAUCCCUCCGCCGCUUCAUUCAUCGGAAAAUCUCGAACUCUGUUCUCAACCUUCCGUCGUCACUUCUCCUUCCUGCGAUGAAGCUAUUGCCGUCUCACGGAGCCUCAAUAGCUGCUCCGAAGAGAUGUUUCCUGCUUCGAUGUCUCUCUCUCCGUCUCCGGUGGCUUCUACAGUAGCUCGCGGUGGAUUGGACUCGACGACUGUGAAGAGCGGUGGCGGAAUUCCGAUGUGUAAUUUGACUACGGUUUCUGUGGUCAAUGCUGAUUCGUUUGCGAUUGACGAAAGAGAGAAGCCGAUCAAAGGAGGAGGAUCUGCAGUGGACGUUAAAGACGAAGCUGUGAAUUCAAAACAGAAGAAAGAUAAGUCCUCAAAAGCUGAAAGACGUGCUCUUCAAGAAGCUCAGCGAGCGGAAAAGGCUGCUGCAAAAGCUGAAGGAAAUACGGCAUCUAGAACUGCAACUUCAGCGAGUGUAAAAUCAGCUAAAGCUGCAAAGCCCCCACACAAAGCUGUUAAUACGUCUGCUGCAGCUUCUGAGAAAAAGGGUGGUGAUCGGCCAUCAGAGAAGGAUAGGAAAAAAGAUGUUCCUCACCCACGCCUGCAAUAUGAUGAUAAGAGCAGAGUAGAGAAAGCUAAACGCCGUGCUGUGGUAAACCAAACUGAAUCCAGGAACAGAGUUGAACUGUUUAGACAUUUGCCACAGUAUGAACAUGGGAGUCAGCUUCCUGAUCUUGAGGCAAAGUUUUUCCAGCUUGGUCCUGUGCAUCCAUCAGUUUAUAAGGUGGGUUUGCAGUAUCUUUCUGGAGAUAUAUCUGGUGGCAAUGCUCGUUGUAUUGCUAUGCUUCAAGCAUUCCAGGAUGCCAUCAAAGACUACACAGUUCCACUUGGGAAGACUCUAGUGAGAGACUUGACAGCAAAAAUUAGUAGCUAUGUUUCAUUUCUUAUUGAGUGUCGACCUCUUUCAGUCAGUAUGGGAAAUGCAAUUAGAUUUCUCAAAAGUCGAAUUUCACAGCUACCUCGAACACAGUCUGAGUCAGAAUCAAAAACUUCUCUUCAAUCAGAUAUUGAGCGUUUUAUAUAUGAGAAGAUUAUACUUGCUGACAAGAUGAUAGUAGAGCAUGCUGUCACAAAAAUAAGAGAUGGUGAUGUUCUUCUUACUUAUGGUUCAUCGUCAGCAGUUGAAAUGAUACUGUUACAUGCACAUAAAUUAGGGAAACAGUUUCGAGUUGUAGUAGUAGACUCUCGUCCAAGUCAUAGAGGGAAACUUCUGCUUCGUAGACUAGUGGAGGAAGGUCUUAGUUGUACAUACACUCAUAUCAAUGCUGUUUCCUACAUAAUGCAUGAGGUUACUCGAGUUUUUCUAGGCGCUUCAUCAGUGUUGUCUAAUGGAACAGUUUAUUCAGGAGUUGGAACUGCAUGUGUUGCAAUGAUCGCUCAUGAAUUCCAUGUCCCUGUUAUAGUUUGUUGUGAAGCUUUUAAAUUUCAUGAAAGGGUACAACUUGACUCAAUAUGCUCAAAUGAACUUGGUGAUCCAGAUCUCGUUUCAAAGGUUUCGGGUAGACGGGAUAUUAACCACUUGGAUGCUUGGGCCAAUACUGAAAAUCUGCAACUUCUAAAUCUGAUCUAUGAUGCCACACCUUCAGAUUAUGUUUCAAUGAUUGUCACAGAUUAUGGCAUGAUCCCCCCAACAAGUGUUCCUGUCGUUGUAAGGGAAUAUAACAGAGAACAUGCGUGGAUAUAAACUCAGCAAAUGCAGAUGAGUCUCAAUUUUGUGUGCAUGCGAAAUCCCUGUUUAGAAACCCGGAAGAAGCAAUAAAAUCUGUGAAUGUUGUUGUGUUCUUAUCUUUGAAUAAUUGAAGUGUAAUGUAAUAGGUGGGCCGCUUUGUACUUAAAUUUUGGAUAUUUGUCUGUAGUUUCCUGUCACAGUGAAGAGUGCGGAUCGUCGCCUCUCCAGGCAGAUUUUGGCCAUGCAGAGCUAUUUUUUUUCCA
This is a messenger RNA of Vicia villosa (hairy vetch), 2385 nucleotides long. RefSeq lists its product as uncharacterized. The transcript is spliced from 7 exons. Bases 275 to 2137 code for a protein of 620 amino acids. The record is from RefSeq and is a predicted model, not a curated record. Lineage: Eukaryota; Viridiplantae; Streptophyta; Magnoliopsida; Fabales; Fabaceae.